AUGGAUACCACCAUUACUACCACCACCACUACCACUAACCCAACUUCAACACAAAGAAAAGAAAGUGUCAAUAAUGAAAAUAGUAUAACUGCCUCCAAAUUAUCAAAACAAAUUAUAAUAUUAUUUGAUUCAGAGAAUAGUAGUGAUAAUGCAGAGGUUGAAAAAUUAAUGAAGUCCCUUUUAGAGUCACCAGUUUCCGAUAUUUCAUUUUAUGCAUCCAUAUUUUUAAAUAACGAAGAGUUAUUCCAAAGUAUUUUAAAUAAAAUUUUAUUAGAUUCAUUCGGUCAAAAAAGUGAUAUAGUUUGUAAAUGGUUUUAUACAUGGUAUCAUUUAAAUAGUUGUUUAACCAGUAAGAAAUUUGUUUUAUCAUUUUUACCUGUAUUACUUUGGGUAUAUUUGACUAAAUGUGGCCCAAAUAAUGCAUUGGUUGGUUUAGAAUCAGUUUUAAUUUGUAUUUACAAUCAAGAGUAUAUUAAAAGAGGUUUAAAAGAAAAGGUAUUCAAUCCACCAACACUCUCAUUACCAUCCUAUAUUUAUAAAUCUGAAGAGAUCUUUCCAUCUGGUAAUUCAUCUUUAACCGAAAGUAUGCUUAAAAACCUUAACCAACAAUCGAAAUCAAUCAUUUUAGAAAAACCAUUGCCAAGAAUCGAAUCAAUUACAUCACACAAUAGAAAUAUAUUAAUUAAAACUAUUCAAAGUGUAUAUACUCAAAAUAUUUUAUCAUUAUCUAUAAUCUCAAGGGUUUUAUUUUGCGAAAUGACAACAAGAAUUUCAGCAUUGGGUUAUAAAUAUAUCGAAGAUUUUCCAGUUUGUGAAAGAAUUAUAAAAAUAGAUACAAAGAUACCUGAAAGUAAUGAACAGUCAACAUCCAAUAAUAUCAAUAACAAUAAUAAUAAUACAGGAAAUAUUGAACAUUAUAAACCAAUUACUGGAUUAACCAAUUAUUUAAUUCAUAGAAACUCAAUCGAAGAACAAAAUAACUAUACUAAAGAGCUUUCAAAGAAAAGAGUUUUCUUAUCUGAAACCAUUUAUCAGGAUUUAAUUACAGCAUUAACUUUAUGUGCCUUCCAAGAAACCACCAGAGAAUGUGCUAAAAUUUCAAUCAAUUCAAUAAAUAAGCGUGCAAGUUUUGAUUUAAUAGCCGAAAUUAUGUUAUCAACAAACUCACUUUUACAUAUUUUAAAUCAAAAGAAAGAAAACUAA
Messenger RNA from Dictyostelium purpureum, 1203 nucleotides. RefSeq lists its product as uncharacterized. The record is from RefSeq and is a predicted model, not a curated record. Gene Ontology annotation, cellular component: plasma membrane. Gene Ontology annotation, biological process: phosphatidylinositol phosphate biosynthetic process; protein localization to plasma membrane. The transcript is spliced from 3 exons. The coding region runs from base 1 to 1203 and encodes 400 amino acids. Lineage: Eukaryota; Evosea; Eumycetozoa; Dictyosteliales; Dictyosteliaceae.